UGCUGCGUGAACAGAAAAAUCUGUGCAUGCAGUACAGGCGUGAUACUAGGCCAAUAAUCACUCAUGGACACGUGUAUUUUGUUACGCUUACAAAGGGUCAAAUGUACAUAUUAUAGGCUUGAAAAAUCUGGAGAAUUUCAGACCCUGUGCGAUCGUCGUCAGGUACUAACGAGAAAGUGGCUGUUGCUUACGUGUGACUGAUUUGCGACCGUUAACCGUUGAGCAUGGCCGAGCCGACGCUGUCCCAGCAUCGCAUUUUCUGCUGGUCAACUCCCCGUUCCCUUUCAACGGCCUUCAUGAAAUGUCUGUCGAUGACAGAGGGUGCCAUGGCCUGGAUGGAACCAUUCAGCACAGCGGAGCAUUUUGGUCCCGAGGGACGCCUAGCACCUCCUGAAGAGGUCCCCACCGAGCCUGACUACAAGCCUGUCUGGAUUCAAGAGAAGUUGGAGGGUGACUUUGAGGGUCACAGCUUGGUCUUCGUGAAGGACCUGGCCUAUGCCGUCUCGGACAGGCUGCAGUUUCUCCCAACGGGUUACCGCCAUUCUUUCCUGAUCCGCCAUCCGCUGAAGAGUUACAUGUCCUAUUACCGCUUGUUCGAGAAGAUGUUUGGAGAGGAAGGCAGCGCUCACUUCAAGGGCUGGCUGCCAAGGAAGGGGUUCGGGUACGGGGAGCUUGCAGAGCUCGCUGAUUAUAUUGAGCAAGACCUCGGACAGCCGCUGGUGAUUGUUGAUGCCGACGACAUCCUGAGACAGCCAAAGGUCAUGGUGGAGAAGUACUGCCGCGCUCUGGGGCUGCCAUUCUCCGAUGCCAUCCUGACCUGGGAGCUGGGUAUCCCCAAGAAUUGGAUCGUACCUAAGUCAGUGAGAAAGACAGACGAAGACUACCAUUGGAUGACCACAGUGUUAAGCAGCCAGUCGUUCAACAGCAGUCAUCAGACAACUAUCAGUCAAGAUGAGGUGCCUCAAGUCGUGCAAGAGAUGCUUGAAGUCGCUCUACCCUUUUAUGAUAAACUUUAUGCAAAGCGUCUACUCCCAUCUUAGAAAGAUUUGUUACUAAUGUGGGGAAUCAGUUACUGGAAAUAAAUCUAACCACCCUGACCUCACUGCAGCUGUGAAUUUUCACGUAAACAUAAUGUAGUCCAUUACUGGAAUGAAUAUGUAUUCCUUAUUUAGGUAGAAUAACU
This is a messenger RNA of Acanthaster planci (crown-of-thorns starfish), 1183 nucleotides long. RefSeq lists its product as uncharacterized. Lineage: Eukaryota; Metazoa; Echinodermata; Asteroidea; Valvatida; Acanthasteridae. The record is from RefSeq and is a predicted model, not a curated record.